Macadamia integrifolia is the source of this 2295-nucleotide messenger RNA. RefSeq names its product transcription factor VOZ1-like. The record is from RefSeq and is a predicted model, not a curated record. The transcript is spliced from 5 exons. Bases 264 to 1724 code for a protein of 486 amino acids. Gene Ontology annotation, biological process: regulation of DNA-templated transcription; positive regulation of long-day photoperiodism, flowering. Lineage: Eukaryota; Viridiplantae; Streptophyta; Magnoliopsida; Proteales; Proteaceae.
CCAGAGGGGAGACUUAUCUUUAGUAAUUCUUCGACCCCUUUAUUGCCGCGAACAAUUUGGUUUCUCUGGGAAGGGUUUCGCAGUUUCUCAUGGAGGGAGGAGAGUAGAAAAGCAAAGCCAUAAAUCUACCUCUCUUCGCUUCGCUCCUCUCUGCUCUUUACUUGAAAACCAAACCAAACUACUCGCCUAAAGUCUUCCAGUUCUUGAAAACGAAUCAUUCGAUUUUGCAAUAUCCUGGGCUUCGGUGAGUAUUUUGGUUGUCAAUGGGGAAAGGUUCGAAGAGUGUUUGCAAGUCUGCUUCCCACCAACUCUUCAAGGAUAAAGCGAAGAACCGGGUGGAUGAUCUCCAGGGUAUUAUUACGGAUCUACAAUUCGCUAGAAAAGCGAGUCGCAUCGGCGAUGUUGCUGUUCUGGAGGAGCAAGUGCAUCAGAUGCUGCGCGAGUGGAAGGCCGAACUCAACGAGUCUUCUCCUGCAACAUCUUUGCUUGGCGGUAGUACUGCUUCUUUCUCUUCGGAUAUUUGCCGUAUGUUGCAGCGUUGUGAUGAGGAAGAUGAUGCAACCAGUGCAUUGGCAGAACCUCCCAACCCUAAGCCUGAGCCCGAUGAUCAAAACCUUCGGGCAGGAGAUACAACGGCAUUCCAGGAGGACUAUUUCACAAAUCAGGGACCAGGAGAACAGGGGUUUCAAGGGGUUGAUCAGUGUAAAGGCGAUCCUUUGGAAGUGCAUAAUGCAUCAAUUAAUAACUUGGAAUUUACAACUCACCUAGACUAUCAUCAAUUUGAUUUGGAUCAGGAUUUUGACCAUAAUAUUUUCAUCGGCUUUAAUGGUACUGGUCAGUGUGGGGAGGAUGGCAUUUCUAAUAUUGUUGGUAUUCUUCCAACUAUCUGCCCUCCACCUUCUGCCUUCUUAGGACCAAAAUGUGCACUCUGGGAUUGCUCUAGACCUGCUCAGGGGUCAGAAUGGGGUCAAGACUACUGCAGUGGCAUUCAUGCAACCCUAGCAUUGAAUGAAGGCCCACCAGGUAUGACUCCAGUUGUGCGACCACGGGGCAUUGGUCUGAAGGAUGGUCCCCUUUUUUCCGCUCUUAGUGCAAAGACACAAGGAAAGAACGUGGGUAUUCCAGAGUGUGAGGGGGCUGCAACUACAAAGUCUCCAUGGAAUGCUCCUGAGCUCUUUGAUCUCUCCGUGCUUGAGGGUGAAACAAUUAGGGAGUGGCUCUUUUUUGAUAAACCUCGAAGAGCAUUUGAGAGUGGCAACAGAAAGCAGAGGUCACUGCCAGAUUACAGUGGACGUGGUUGGCACGAGUCAAGAAAGCAGGUUAUGAAGGAAUAUGGGGGGCUUAAGAGGUCUUACUACAUGGAUCCACAGCCGUUGAACCAUAUUGAGUGGCACCUGUAUGAAUACGAGAUCAAUAACUGUGAUGCUUGUGCGCUAUAUAGGUUGGAACUCAAGCUUGUUGAUGGGAAGAAAAGCCCCAAAGGAAAAGUUACAACUGAUUCACUUGCUGAUCUGCAGAAGCAGAUGGGAAGGCUGACUGCUGAGUUCCCUUUGGAUAACAAACGUUCUGUUAAGGGCAGGGGAAAAAUAAAUUUAAAGGGUGGUGUUGGGAAUGUCAGUUCUGCUCCAGGCCAGAUCACUCCUACAAAUGAAACAUUUGGUUAUGGUGUGAAUGCUCCAUAUGGUUAUCUUGGCGAGAAUUUCAGAGAGUACUAUGGUACAUAAUGGAGGAGACUUCACUACAUUUGGAAGCAAACAGCUGUGAGAUCAAGAUUUUUAUAUAUCAUGCUUUUCGUUGUAGAUGUUGGAAUCAUUACUAUUUAUCUGUUGAUCAUAAGUUUUCAGUUUCUGGUCUCAAUUACAUUCAGCCAGCCACAAUUUUGACACAUGGAGAAAUUGUGCAUAUUUCAUUAUCACCUGGGAGGGCUACUAGAGAGUUUCCUGGAUGCUAUGGCAUCCUCUGAUUACUGGGGAAUGAUUAACUUGUAGUAUGCUGGUUGUAUUUAGUUGGUGCAGUUUGCUAACUAUGUGGGCUGAAAGCAAAUGCCCCGUGGUCACACAAUUGUAAAGGGUAAAGGGUAAAGGGUAAAGGUGCAAGCGUAGCUGUGGUUGUAUCCUUGCAUUGCAUGGGUUAUGCAUCUAUAUGUCCAAGAUGUAGCUUUGGCACAGCUUCUGAAGGUCGUAGCAGAAGUUUUUUGUGCUGUAGGUUAUAAACAUUUAACUUUUGAAUUGACAGCUAAAUUCAGUUAUUACUAUUACACUAUUACUAUUUCUAUUAAAUUGCUUUCUUAGCUCA